AAUAGACGACAAUCUAAUAUUUCAUCUAUAAAAUUGAGUAAUAUAUCAUCAAACAUUAGACUUAAGAGUCACCCCAACGUUAAAAUAGUACAAAUUCCAAAUGUUGACCCCCAAGAAAAGUAAAUUUGCACAAAUCAUCCAUGUUUUAAGUUAAAAUAAAAUUUCGGUGGAUAUAUACAUACAAAAUUCAGUACCCAAACAGCAACAUCAACUUCUGCUGAUUCCUUCUUUGAUUCAGGAGUUAGUAUUUUCUUAAGGGGUGUGCUAAAGGCUGAGUGAACAAUUAUGUUGAACCAGAGGGAGUAUAAGCUACGUUGCUUGAAUUCUCCAAAAAUGCCACCGGGUGUAUAUAGGUUUCGUUGUGAUGAGUGAUGACUAGAGAACAAGUCGCCAUAUAGCCUGUUGCAAUUUGUAGUGAAUCAUAGAGGAAACAGAAGAAUAUAGAGAUGUUUUCAUUGUUUUAUGGACUAUACAAAUACAUGUUUAGCAAGACAGAGUUUCAUGUCCUUAUUCUUGGAAUUGACAAGGCUGGGAAAACGACAUUGUUAGAGAAAUUAAAGUCACAAUACUCAAACUUGGAAGGCCUGCCACCAGAUCGUAUUGUUCCAACUGUGGGGCUCAAUAUUGGUCGUGUUGAAGCAUCAAAUUCAAAGCUUGUGUUUUGGGAUUUAGGAGGUCAGCCUGGUCUUCGCUCGAUCUGGGAGAAGUAUUAUGAAGAGGCACAUGCUGUGAUAUUUGUUGUUGAUGCUGCUUGUCCAUCACGCUUUGAGGACUCCAAAUCUGCACUUGAAAAAGCUCUCCGGCAUGAGGAUCUGCAAGGAGCACCACUUCUGAUAUUAGCAAACAAGCAGGACCUUGCAGAUGCUGUAUCAGCGGAAGAACUUGCUCGGUAUCUGGAUCUCAAGAAACUCGAUGAGAGAGCUUACACCUUUCUAGCUGUUUCAGCCUAUGAUGGGUUAGGAAUUAAGGAAAGUGUGAAUUGGCUCGUAGAUGUAAUGGAGAGGAGUAAGAGAACUGAAAUGUUGCAAAUCCGAGCAGGGGCAAACCUUAGUUCUACUUAGAAGGAUUCCUCCAUAUCGCAAUAAUUAUUACCAUACCAUUCCUGUAACUUUUGUAAGUAAAUCAGGCUCACAUUUUAAUCCCUUGUUACCUGAUAUUGGAAUUUCGCCAGUGAUACGUGUAAAAUGUGCUGUUAACCUCCACACUGCAACAAUGGGUGAAGUUUACCUUCAAAUUCUGCUUCCUCCUUAUAAAGUCUCUGAUUCUCACCGUCGAUGACUUGUAUCGCUUUUCAUUCUGAAUGGAAACCAGUUUAUCCACUACAUUCAUAUGAUACCGAUGGGUGAGAUGGAGCAUGUGGCAAGAUAUUUCUUUUAUUUGACAAUGUCAAGAACAAUAUAAGAGUAAGAUUUCUGACUA
Lycium ferocissimum is the source of this 1419-nucleotide messenger RNA. RefSeq lists its product as uncharacterized. Gene Ontology annotation, biological process: Golgi to plasma membrane protein transport; intracellular protein transport; protein localization to organelle. The transcript is spliced from 8 exons. Gene Ontology annotation, cellular component: Golgi apparatus. The coding region runs from base 447 to 1061 and encodes 204 amino acids. NCBI's taxonomy places the organism in Eukaryota, Viridiplantae, Streptophyta, Magnoliopsida, Solanales, Solanaceae. Gene Ontology annotation, molecular function: GTPase activity; GTP binding. The record is from RefSeq and is a predicted model, not a curated record.